AUGUCGAACGAGAAAGACAUCUAUUCUUACAUUCUGCAGGCUUCUCAGUCACCAUUGCCAGCCUGGGCAAUGUCUGCAUCCUUGCUUUACUCCGGGUUGAACACUCACACUGCUGUGGAUACCAAAUUGGGUUCAGGUGGUUCGUCUCGUUUCAGCAAAGCUUUGGCCCUCUCAAAGCCAACUAAAAAGUCAUGCUUCCUUUUCGGUGGUGUCAAUGCCUUGGGUGGAUACAUCAUUUAUGACGGUGACAUAUCGAACGGUGCAGGUUUCACUUUCGCCUGGUCCGUCCUCUAUUUGCUUGUGAAUGGAAAGUCAGCGCUCAAAAGCUUGACGCGCGGCCGUCUUUCGCCAAUGGCACUUAGCAUUCUUGCCUUGGGCAACACAGGACUUUAUGGUCGUGAGUUUUUCUGGUCCUCGGCAUAA
Molecule: messenger RNA, 423 nt
Organism: Clavispora lusitaniae ATCC 42720
Lineage: Eukaryota; Fungi; Ascomycota; Pichiomycetes; Serinales; Metschnikowiaceae
Cellular component (GO): mitochondrion
Source: RefSeq, a predicted model, not a curated record